AUGGACACUUCUCCCAGCAAUGAAGCUACCACGGUCAUUCUGCACCCUCUGCGGCCGCGGAUGUCUCUGACGCAGGGAGGCUGUUGGUUGGCGGUCAUCUGGAUAAUGGGCAGCUGUUUCUCUCUGCCACACGCCAUCUACCAACAACUCUUAACCUUCACUUACAGUAAAGACAGGGAACGCAGCCUUUGUGUGCCGGACUUCCCUGAACCCUCAGAAGUCUACUGGCAAUACAUCGACCUGCUGACCUUUGUGCUGCUGUACAUGCUUCCUCUCCUCAUCAUCACCGCCUCCUAUUCAACCGUGGCUCGACGUCUUUGGCGCCACAACGCAAUCGGGGACACCACCACAGCCCAGCAUGCCACACACAGACGGAAGAGGCGACGCACACUGGCUAUGCUGCUCCUAGUGGUUGGAGUGUUUGCCAUCUGCUGGUUUCCGCUCAACUGCUAUGUGGUGCUUUUGUCCAGCCAUGCUAUCCAAUCCUCCAACUUGCUGUAUUUCUGCUUUCACUGGCUGGCAAUGAGCUCUACUUGUUACAACCCGUUUAUCUAUUGCUGUUUGAAUCCCAUGUUCAGACAGGAGCUGCAGGUGCUUUUGGAUAUGUGCAAGCGAAGGAGACCCGAAGUUGGGUUGGAACCAGAGUGUCGGCCUGUAGAAGCAGUGGCUCCUCCGUGCCACAGAGCAGCCUGGCCCGAUAACAAUUCAUCCGGAUCCAGGCCAGUGCAGUCUCACGCUGGUCGGAGUUCCUCGCAGCAAAGCCACCCCUCCACAAGUCACCCUCAAACCCACAAAGAGACUCACGUGGUGUUCAGUGGCAGGGAAGCGCUCUCGGGCCGCUCAGACGUCCUCUCAGUGGAGCCCAUUGUAACUGUUACCUGGCUACAGAAGUAUAGUGCCGCUUGA
Messenger RNA from Knipowitschia caucasica, 906 nucleotides. The record is from the annotation of a GenBank genome assembly. Lineage: Eukaryota; Metazoa; Chordata; Actinopteri; Gobiiformes; Gobiidae.